Molecule: messenger RNA, 684 nt
Organism: Schistosoma intercalatum
Lineage: Eukaryota; Metazoa; Platyhelminthes; Trematoda; Strigeidida; Schistosomatidae
Source: the annotation of a GenBank genome assembly
AUAUCCCGUCACAUCAUUACUGUAUUCCGCCGCCCUUAAACUCGCUUUAAAAGAACGCACGCGGAUGUCUUUGUGUAGACAGAACUAUCAUGAAGAGUGUGAAGCUGGUGUUAAUAAGCAAAUUAACAUGGAGCUGUACGCAAGCUAUGUUUAUAUGACUAUGGCUUUUCAUUUUAAUCGUGAUGAUGUUGCGCUGAACGGUUUUUAUAAAUUUUUCUUAAACGAGUCGGAAGAGGAGCGACAACAUGCUAUUAAGUUAAUGACUUAUCAAAACAUGCGGGGUGGUCGGAUUGUGUUACAAGAUAUAUCGGCACCUCCUCAACUUUCAUGGAAUUCGGGACUUCAUGCUAUGCAGGAUGCUCUUGAUUUAGAAAAGAAGGUCAAUCAGAGUCUGAUGGAUUUACUGGCUGUUGGUGAAAGACACAGAGAUACGCACUUUUGCGAAUUUAUUGGUAAUGAAUAUUUGGAGACUCAGGUACAGUCUAUUAAAAAGCUUUCCGAUUACAUUACUAAUCUCAAUCGUGUGGGUACUGGUCUUGGAGAAUACACAUUCGACAAAGAAACUCUACAUGGCGAGAGUCAAUAAUUUUUUGUACCAGCAAAUUGUUGUAAACUGUUUUCGACCUACAAUCGAUUAUAUUUUGUAUAAUUUAAUGAUAUUUACUGAUUAAUUUAUGUAUUCUG